Molecule: messenger RNA, 563 nt
Organism: Mytilinidion resinicola
Lineage: Eukaryota; Fungi; Ascomycota; Dothideomycetes; Mytilinidiales; Mytilinidiaceae
Product: ankyrin
Exons: 2
Cellular component (GO): nucleus; cytoplasm
Molecular function (GO): protein binding
Source: RefSeq, a predicted model, not a curated record
CUGCAAAUGAAGUGGACAGUAAGUCGAGAACACCAUUAUCAUACGCCGCUAGCCGGGGCAAUUCCGAUGCAGUUGCUGCAUUACUAGAAGCUCGGAUUGACGCGAAUCUGGACGACAGUGUUGGCUGGAGUCCUAUUCAUUAUGCUUCCAUGGCAAAUCGACACAUGGUCGUUCGACUGCUUUUAUUGGCAGGCCCGGAUGUAAAUGUCAAGGACAAGAAUGGCGAUACGGCCUUGCACUUCAACUCGAAAAGAAGUAGCAGCAAGACUGCUGUUGUAGAGAAGUUGCUCGAGCUUGGAGCAGACGUUAACGCGCGCAAUAACCUAGGGCAAACGCCAAUCCACCGCUUUGCGAGCAGUAACUCCUUCUCUGUUGGUAAAAGAGACGUGCCAAAACUCAUUGCCGCUGGCGCAGAUCUCAACGCGGCGGAUAAUCAGGGCAAGACACUCCUCUCACUUGCGCUUCGCCAAUAUCAGCCCACUAAAGCCGUUGGGGCUAUCCUAGACAUGGGAGCGGAUAUCAACGUUCGGGAUCUCGAGGGUAGGAGUAUUCUUCACCUUGCC